GCCCAGAUUUGUAAAUGCAUCAAAUGUGGUGAAUUCAGGCCACGACUGCAUGCUUGUCUCUCCUGCAUCUACUUUGGUUGUUAUGGCAAAAGGCACAUUCACGAGCACUCUGAAGACAGAAAGCACCACAUAGCCAUUGAUGUGUCAUUUGGUACAGUAUUCUGCUUUGUAUGCGGGGACUAUGUCUACGAUUCACAGCUGGAGGAGAUUGCCAGAAUCCAGAGCCAGGCGGCAACUCAGUCACUGGGUCUUCGCCAAAGAUUUUUUCCGUGGGAGCCAACAGAGGAGGAGAUGAUCCUGCUGCGAUGUAACCCCAAACGUCGACGAGUCACAGAAUCGUCUCACAUUGGUCUCCGAGGUCUGAUCAACCUGGGCAACACUUGCUUCAUGAACUGCAUCCUGCAGUCGCUGGCACACACGCCCAUACUGCGAGAUUAUUUCAUGGCAGACAAGCAUGCCUGUCAGAAGGCAGAUGAGUCUCAACAGUGCCUUGUUUGUGAGAUGGCACGCUUGUAUCAAGAGUUUUACUCUGGAUCUCGAACGCCUUACAUCCCAUACAAACUGCUACACUUGGUGUGGACUAAUGCCCGACACCUGGCUGGCUACGAACAACAGGACGCUCAUGAGUUUCUCAUUGCUGCCCUGGAUGUGCUGCAUAGGCACUGUAAAGAAAUGAAUGGGGUCAGUGACAGCAACCCCCAUCAGUGUAACUGCAUCAUCGACAGAAUUUUCACUGGUGGACUGCAGUCUGACGUCACAUGUAAGCGCUGCAACAAUGUCUCUACAACAAUAGAUCCCAUAUGGGACAUAUCCCUGGACCUGGGGCCUGGAUCCCUGCAUUGCUCUCCUGCUCUUCCUGUAGCCAUCACGGUCACAGAGACACACAACCCCGGCAUCACCAGUGGUCCCGUGUCUAUCUCUACCUCACAGUCUUCCACCACCGAACUGCCCCAUUCCCCAACUCCAGGUUUCACCAACAGUCCCGGCAACUAUGAACCUACCUCACUUGUGGAAUGUCUCAAAAGAUUUACAAAGACAGAACACCUGGGCAACUCUGCCAAGAUCAAGUGCAGCAAAUGUCACAGCUACCAGGAGUCUACUAAACAGUUGACCAUGAAGAAACUGCCGAUUGUUGCAUGCUUUCACCUUAAGCGAUUUGAGCAUUCCACCGGCUACCAUAAGAAGAUCUCCACAUUUGUGUCUUUCCCCGAGGAGCUGGACAUGACCCCGUUCAUGUCAUCCUCUCGAACCAGCAACACUAGCUUCAGCAGCCAGGGGGCCGCCGGCACUUCCCCAAACAUUUGCUGUGAUAACAAGUACUCGCUGUUUGCCGUAGUCAACCAUUACGGCACCAUUGAGUCUGGGCAUUACACAUGCUACAUCAGGUCCAUCCGGGAGCAGUGGUACCGCUGUGAGGACCAUCUCAUCAAACGGGCAACUGCCGGAGAGGUGCUCAACAGUGAAGGGUAUUUGCUCUUCUAUCACAAGCAGGUCUUGGAAUAUGAGUGA
Molecule: messenger RNA, 1509 nt
Organism: Candidula unifasciata
Lineage: Eukaryota; Metazoa; Mollusca; Gastropoda; Stylommatophora; Geomitridae
Source: the annotation of a GenBank genome assembly